This is a messenger RNA of Capsicum annuum, 396 nucleotides long. RefSeq names its product zinc finger BED domain-containing protein RICESLEEPER 2-like. Gene Ontology annotation, molecular function: protein dimerization activity. The record is from RefSeq and is a predicted model, not a curated record. The transcript has 2 exons. Bases 1 to 396 code for a protein of 131 amino acids. Lineage: Eukaryota; Viridiplantae; Streptophyta; Magnoliopsida; Solanales; Solanaceae.
AUGGAUGAUCUAAUGAAACUUAAAGCUGAAAGUACAACAAUGAUUAAAAUAGAAUUGCAAAAGUAUCUUGAUGAAGCAAAUGAAGGUGAAACCAAGAACUUCAACGUCUUGUCUUGGUGGAAAAUACAUUCACCCAGAUUUCCUAUUCUUGCUGAGAUGGCUCGGGAUGUGUUAUCUAUUCCCAUUUCAAGCGUGGCAUCCGAGUGUGCGUUUAGUACCGGUAGACGUAUCUUGGAUUCAUUUAGGAGUUCAUUAACUCUUAAAUUGGUGCAAACUCUAGUGUGCCUUCAAGAUUGUAUUCGGAGUGAAUCACAACCUGUUAGUAUUGAGAAAGAUAUAGAUGUCCUCGAAAAGAUUGAACAAGAAUUGGCUAAUACUAGCAUUCUUGAUGAUUGA